Messenger RNA from Histoplasma mississippiense, 654 nucleotides. RefSeq lists its product with no specific name. Bases 1 to 654 code for a protein of 217 amino acids. The transcript has a single exon. Lineage: Eukaryota; Fungi; Ascomycota; Eurotiomycetes; Onygenales; Ajellomycetaceae. The record is from RefSeq and is a predicted model, not a curated record.
AUGAAGUUCAUCGCCACUGUUGCGGUUGCGUUCGCGGCUCUCGCAGCUGCUUCCACCGAGCCUGACUACUCCCAACUCCCUACUGGCAAUCCCAUUGCUCUGCCAGGCUUGAACGAUAUUGUGCCCGUUGGUCAGCCAUACACCAUCACAUGGCAACCUACUACUGAUGGGGAGGUUUCACUCAUUCUCCUGCGCGGCCCCAGUAACAACGUUAAGCCAAUCGGCACUAUCGCUGACUCUAUUGCAAAUACUGGUUCUUAUGAAUGGAUACCCUCUACCGACCUCGAAGGCGACGUCACGCACUAUGGCUUGAUGAUUGUCGUCGAGGGAACGGGCCAGUAUCAAUAUUCUACUCAAUUCGGCAUUAAGAACGAUCACGCAUCACCCUCUGUUACAGACGGUACCGUUCCCUAUCCCGUGACCACCACCAGCACCCGUACUUUAGUUCCUAUCUCGACCGGCACUAUUACCAUUUGCCCCCCAACUAAGACUCCAACCCCUACUCCAUCAGGGCCAGUUCCUUCCGGUUACCCAACCGGCAUCCCAAGCCCAUCGCCAAGCCCACCACCAUUCCAAGAGGGUGCUGCCGGCCGUAACGGUGUCGCCAUUGGCGGCAUCGUCUUUGUCGCUGCUCUUGCCAUUUUCGCCUUCUAA